Messenger RNA from Oncorhynchus mykiss (rainbow trout), 2285 nucleotides. The record is from RefSeq and is a predicted model, not a curated record. NCBI's taxonomy places the organism in Eukaryota, Metazoa, Chordata, Actinopteri, Salmoniformes, Salmonidae.
CAUAUGUUAGUGUGGUGCUGGAGAUGAUGAAUAUGAAGUUGAACAUUUUAGAAAUGUAAAACUAGAACCAGUGAAAAAAUAACACAUUUCCGAUUUAAAGCCCAAAAGGUAGGCUCCCAUUAUGUCAAAUCAGGAAAUGCACCUCCAAAUAAAUGUUUACCUGGCUGGAUUAUUAGAUGGCGCUGAAUUGUUUUUGUUGCAUGGACCAGAUUUCACUGAUUCGGUUCCCGACGUUCACCAAAAAGAUCCGUUCGUUCGCGAACUACCCAUCACUACUGUCAGCUGAGAGCCGGGGGGGAGGAAGAAAGAUGGAAGGGAACAGAGACGAAGCAGAAAAAUGUAUAAAUAUAGCCACUAAAGCUCUUGAAGCAGGAGACAAAGACAAGGCGGUGAAAUUCUUAAACAAAGCAGAGAAGCUCUAUCCAACCUACAAAGCGAAAGCCUUGUUGGACACCUUGACGAGGAACGGCAGCUCUGCAGGGAAUGGCACGCACUGCAGACAGCGUACUACAGACAGCUCCUCGGAGAGCACCAAGGCCCGGGCUGGUGGGCAGGACCAGGAGGCCGGAGGGGGCGAGCCCAGCACCAAGGGCUUCACCAAGGACCAGGUGGAAGGAGUGCAGAGGAUAAAGCGGUGUAAGGACUACUAUGAAGUCCUGGGCACCAGCAAGGAGGCCAAUGAGGAGGAGCUGAAGAAAGCCUACAGGAAACUAGCACUCAAGUUCCACCCAGACAAAAACCAAGCCCCCGGAGCUACAGAGGCCUUCAAAAAGAUCGGCAACGCGUACGCCGUGCUUAGCAACCCAGACAAGAGAAAGCAGUAUGACCUCACGGGGGCGGAGGAGCCGACCAGUCCUGGCCACGCCCACAGCCAAGGGUUUGACUUCCACCGGGGCUUCGAGGCCGACAUCACUCCCGAGGACCUCUUCAACAUGUUCUUCGGAGGAGGAUUCCCCUCUUCGGCUGCCCACACGUUCACCAACGGCCGGGCGCGAUACAGCCAGCAGACGGACCAAAGACGGGAGAGAGCAGAGGAGAGGGGAGAGGGAGGGUUCUCCAUGUUUAUCCAGCUGAUACCCAUCGUUGUACUGAUCCUGGUGUCCAUCUUGAGCCAACUGAUGGUGUCUACCCCCCCCUACAGCCUCUACUCCAGACCGUCCACGGGGCAGACGGUGAAACGGCAGACGGAGAACCUGCAUGUGGAUUACUACGUCAACAGAGACUUCAAGACAGAGUACAAGGGCUCCAAUCUGCAGAAGAUUGAGAAGAACGUGGAGGAGGACUACGUGUCUAAUGUCAGAAACAACUGCUGGAAGGAGAGGCAGACGAAAACAGACUUGCUGUAUGCUGCUAAGGUCUACAGGGACGACCGCCUGCGUAAGAAGGCUGAGCUGAUGACCAUGGAUAACUGCAAGGAGCUGGACAGACUAAAUGACCUGUUCAGGGGGGGCUGAGCCCGCCUGACGCCGCAGGCUCCCACAGGACGCUUUUAGAAGAGAUAUAUGAAUAGAUAUAUGUAAAUGUGUUUUUUUAAGGAAAAACCAUGGAGAUUGAAAGGAGGAAAAUAAAAAUAAUUAGCCUUACCGUUGACGUUAUAAGUUGUCCCCAUCCCUCCCCCAGUACCCAUCUUUCCAUCCUCCUCACCACCCCCUCCUUCCUGGGAACUGCCUUGCUGCAUCUCAAUGAACCAACUGAAGAAUAGACCAACCUCCCAAAACACUUGAGAACCACAACUUCUUUCUCUUCUAUCUUUGCUUGUCUUUUUGUGUUUUCUGGAAAUAAGAACCCACUCUGGAAAUGAACACUGACUGGAAAAGCAGAAGGCAUUGUGCUGGUGCCUCGAGUAUUGAAGCGCCAAGCAUUCUGCUGUAACAAGCAAAUCACAAUCUUCUUCACUCUAGAUAACUACUUCACCUGCUUGACUUAAACAAGAUUUUUAGGCUCAUCUGGAGAUGCUGCCCUCCUUCCAGUCCAUACAUUAGCAGUGCUAGUAUUGUGAGGAACCCAGAGAAUGCUUCCUAGCUACCACAGUGGAACCCACAGUGGAACCUUGUGUGGAGUUACAUGGACCUUGAAGUUCAUUCCGCAGAUGAAGAAAUGACCACUGUCUCACUUGAACUUUUUUUGGCCUGGGAAAAAAUGUGAAGUUGGAACCAUAAUCUUCAUCAAUUGUAUAUUUUUCAUUUUGAAUGUUUGAAAAUUUAUGGAGUUAUUUAAGUAGAAAAACAAGGUUUUUCUUCAUUGCUCGAUUAAUCAUUUGAAUAAACAAUAAAUUAUUACCAGAA